Molecule: messenger RNA, 751 nt
Organism: Drosophila bipectinata
Lineage: Eukaryota; Metazoa; Arthropoda; Insecta; Diptera; Drosophilidae
Source: RefSeq, a predicted model, not a curated record
UUGAGUCAGCCAUCAGCUGGCUCUACACGUUAUCUACACGUUAUCAAUCGUUAUAUACGUUAAUAUACGUUAUACGUUUAUAAGAUAAUACUCUUAAAACACUACAUAAUCAUGCGGAAAUUUAUGUUUCUUGUGGUUUUAGCUGUAAUGGGGUAUGUCGGACACACCAGAACUAUUCCCGUCCCAACUGAGCCGCCUAGUGGCCCGGCCAGCAACAAAAACUCAACGGCUAAUGCCACACUGGAAGCAACUGCACCUAAAGCUACCACCUUUGAUGCUCCAGCUAUUAAAUCAGUUGUGAUACAUAUCCCCAGAAAGCGGCGAGAAUCUGAACCGACCAUUCCCAUGGAUUUCCUCGCGAUACAUACGCCCUGCGAAUUUGACCUUCAUCCGGAAGUAAUCUACAAAUGGAACUGGGAAUGGAGGAUUUAUGAUUGGAACAGAGGCGAAACACGGAAUUGUCAGUGGUUUUAUAGUAUGCGAUACACCACCGAGGGCUUCUACCGGAUCUACUCUCUCCUUAGAAUGGAGGCGUUCUUCUUUGGCACUUAUUCGGAGCGUCUGUACCGAUAUGAGUACGACUUGCACUUUUUCGAUUACUGGAAUGUUAAAAUUCCACCAAAGAAACGAGAAGUUCAAGUAUUGAAAUGAUCAUUGAAUGCUUCUUCUCCUUUUCUGCGGCCUGUGUCCAAAUUUUCAAAAUUAAAAAGUAUUCACAUGUCAGUUUACUAUUAAAUGUCAUUAUCUCUCA